AUGUCCGUUGAUCCCAUCACCUGCCACAUCCUAGAUACCUCCAGAGGCAAGCCUGCUUCUGGAGUCACCUGCCAGAUCUACCACAUCGCGCCAUUGAUUGACAACCCCGAGGACGAAUCGGCGUAUGAAAUUGGCCAAGGCAAGCCAUUUGCCAUGAACAGAACCGACCAGGAUGGCCGCAUCAAAAAGUGGGUACUUGAUCCCAACCUCUCUACCGAUGAUAAGAACUACUUAGGAGUUACUGGCUCGGGGAGUGAGGUCCAGUGGGCUGACUUGAAGCCAGGUAUCUACAAGGUGAAGUUUCUUACUGGUAAGUACUUCCACACUUUGGGUGCCAGCGAGCCAUUGGCACUUGCCUCCAGAACGUUCUUCCCGUUCGUCGACAUCAUCUUUCAAGUGAAGAAUCCUCCAGAUGCUCACUACCACAUUCCGUUGUUGUUGUCCAACCAUAGCUAUACCACCUACAGGGGAAGUUAG
Molecule: messenger RNA, 477 nt
Organism: Suhomyces tanzawaensis NRRL Y-17324
Lineage: Eukaryota; Fungi; Ascomycota; Pichiomycetes; Serinales; Debaryomycetaceae
Exons: 1
Coding region: 1-477 (158 amino acids)
Biological process (GO): purine nucleobase metabolic process
Molecular function (GO): hydroxyisourate hydrolase activity
Source: RefSeq, a predicted model, not a curated record